UUGGUUGGGGCGCGUUCGUCGGUCCAGUCGCCAGGCGUCGUUGUGGCAAGCCGGUCUUAUCAAACUGACGUUAGGAAUUUCUGGGUUGGGCUGCUCGCUGUUCAUAAUUUUGUUUAGGAGAGUCAAGCGAAGCUGAUAUGGUUGCUAGUGAAUUUUCCGUGCGGAUUAACAGUUCCUCGUUUUCAUAAUCUGCGGAAGAUUUUUCAUUCGCACUGGAUGUGGCUCUGUGAUUCGAGGUGACUAACGUGUUCCGGCCCGUGAAGACUUCGCGUGGUUGCAAUUGAAGGAGGCACUUCAGAGUUCGUGAUUGUGAAGUCUGAAGAUCUCUGCCCUCUCUGAUAUUGAACAAUGAUUCAAGUAGACGAAUCAGAUCCAGUUGGAGAGGUGGAGCCCAGUUUCCCAUACCGCAAUGUGAGCAUUCAGCGUGGAGUGGACAUGAAGGAGCUAUACGACCUACAGUCAGAACUUGGCAGAGGCAAGUUUGGGACAGUUUAUCGGUGUCGAGAGAAGAGUAGUGGCCUACAACUAGCAGCCAAAUUUGUAGCGACUCCAAAACGUGAAGACCGUCGCAAUGUGGAGCGUGAAAUUGAAAUUAUGCGUCUACUGCAGCAUCCACGUCUCAUUCAACUGUAUGAUGCCUAUGACAAUGGGAAGGCCAUGUGUGUUGUACUUGAGCUAAUUGAAGGUGGUGAACUUUUUGAGAGGGUGAUAUGUGAUGACUUCAUUCUAACAGAGAAAAGCUGCACAGUUUUUAUGAGACAGAUAUGUGAAGGUAUUGAAUUCAUUCACAAACAGAACAUUCUACAUCUUGACAUGAAGCCUGAGAAUAUAUUGUGCCUAACAAGAACAGGGAACAGAAUUAAAAUCAUAGAUUUCGGCUUGGCAAGAAAGUAUGAUCCACAAAAGAAAUUACAAGUAUUAUUUGGAACUCCUGAAUUUGUGGCACCAGAGAUUGUUAAUUUUGACCAAAUAUCAUUUGAAACAGACAUGUGGUCAGUUGGAGUUAUAUGUUAUGUGCUGCUUUCUGGACUGUCACCAUUCAUGGGAGCAACAGAUAUUGAAACAAUGGCAAAUGUAACAAUAGCCAAGUAUGAUUUUGAUGAUGAAGUUUUCAAUGAAAUCUCAGAGGAUGCAAAGGAUUUUAUUCAGAAGUUGCUUCUGAAAGACAAAGAGCGACGCAUGUCUGCUACCCAGUGCCUGGCGCAUAAUUGGCUGAGGACAAAACCAAAACCACCACCACCAGUUGCAGAAGAACUCGACGUAGCUAAAGAUAACUUACGCUUCUUUGUGGAGCGGUGGAAUGAGCAUCCAAACAGCCCAUAUUUGUUUGAUAAGUCCUGCCAAACCAUCUCUCCCUGUCUUUUUAUGACACCAGACAUUGAGACAGUUCCAUCACAGAAUUCCCUGGGAGGUCUGUCUCCCUCACCUUGCAGCUCAUUGUCUGUCUCAAUAUCCAGCUCUCCUGACUCCAUCUUUGAACAUGACCUCCUGGGGAAAUCUCCUGAGGAGACAGGAAACUUCUUCCACUAUAUGUUUGAACACAAGCAACCUCAUUCUUCAAAAUAUCACCUGGAAAGGCUCCAGGCAUUUGAGCGUCGAGCAUCAGACAGUUCUUGUGUCUUGAGGAGAAAUGGUGACACAGCUGCUAGGGUCAAUCUUGCAGAUGAAAUUCGCAAACUCUCAGACAAACUGUUCCAAAUGGCAUCCUUACAUGGUCCCUCCUCAGAUCUUGAUAAUAAUAAUAGUAAUGAUUUCAGCGAAAAUCCCUCUCCUGGUUCUGCAAACCAGAGCCUACACCAUGGCCCCAUGCAUUCAAUUGCCUUUACUGGAACACCAUGCCCAACACCACCAGUACCUAACAGAAGAGAAAGUAUUCAAGAUGAGGGAUUAGUGGGAGUGAAACGUCAAAAAUUUCGCUUCUCAAACCUGAAUCGAGAUGUUCCUCUUGGUGCACCAGCACCUCCUACCAAUUUCAGUUCAUUCAUGCUUGCUAACACUACUGGCAUAUCUCCAUGUUCAUCUCGGAACUCAUCUGACACCUUCCCAUCCACCUAUAACAGCCAGUCUUCUGCCUCUUCUAGCCAUUCAGCUCCACUAUCACCCCAGCUUUCCCCUGAAUCAGACAGUUCUGAACAUCCUGGUGCUGACAUUACUAAAGACCUCCUCCUUCACCUGCUUGACAAGUGGGAUGAUAAACAAACACUAACAUGUGGUACAAAAGAAACCUGUCGCAAGGCAAUCUCCAUGGAUUGGUCAGAGGAAGAAUCUUUGGGUCAACAAACCAUGACCUCAAUAGCCACUUACUUUCAGUCAUCUAGAACCACUGAGAAAAAGAAUCCAGUUUUACCUUCACAAUAUGGAGUGUAGCUAUAAGAUAAAAAAUGGCAAACUUAGAGUAUCAGAACGCAUAUACAAUUAUAAACAAACAGGUGGGUUAUGUGUGUUUGCAAUAUUAUUCCCAGAGCGCGGCUGAAUGCAAACCAGUGCCUGAAACACAAGUGGCUGAGCGAGAAGGCUGUCAACACGACACUCAGUAAAGUAAAGCUGAAACGCUA
Messenger RNA from Cryptotermes secundus, 2555 nucleotides. RefSeq names its product myosin light chain kinase, smooth muscle. The transcript has 8 exons. Gene Ontology annotation, biological process: positive regulation of apoptotic process; intracellular signal transduction; protein phosphorylation. Gene Ontology annotation, cellular component: nucleus. The coding region runs from base 349 to 2367 and encodes 672 amino acids. Lineage: Eukaryota; Metazoa; Arthropoda; Insecta; Blattodea; Kalotermitidae. The record is from RefSeq and is a predicted model, not a curated record. Gene Ontology annotation, molecular function: ATP binding; protein serine/threonine kinase activity.